Molecule: messenger RNA, 1320 nt
Organism: Diprion similis
Lineage: Eukaryota; Metazoa; Arthropoda; Insecta; Hymenoptera; Diprionidae
Exons: 3
Coding region: 346-1320 (324 amino acids)
Cellular component (GO): nucleus
Molecular function (GO): zinc ion binding; nucleic acid binding
Source: RefSeq, a predicted model, not a curated record
ACCAAAUACUGGACAUCCCCUUGCCUUGCAGUGAACUUCCCCGCUGUCAGCUGGAGUUUAGACUUACGUAAACAUUGAUAAUGCCGUGAUAAUACGGAUAUCCAGUUACUCGGCUUGCCUGACUACUUUCGACGCGAUCCACAUUCAGUUCCAUUACGAGUUCUCUGCGGCUGUGAACUUGAAAAAUAUAAAUGCACGAAAAAAGGAUUAUCUUCAAAUGAUUCGACUGCUAUGGAUGACGUUACAAAAUUGAAUACAGGCGACCAAGGCAUGGAUCCCUGACUAACAGGGAAGGCCUAAAAAUUUUCUGAUCGUCAGCCUGGACUUGAAGAGAGAACAUUCAAGAUGAAUUCGAGCUGCUCGCCACCGAACAUCAGCGUUACUCAGUUGACAUACUUGAAGCAGAUUAGUUUGAAAAAUUAUUAUGUAAGUGAUGUUGAACGCAAAACUGUUAAUUGCAAAAUUUGUAAAUUCGAUAUGCCAAACCAUCAUGUUUUCGAACACACUGUCGGUAAAAGACACAAAUAUAAUAAACUGUUGGUUCGUAUUAUACAAGAUUCCUCUUAUAACGGGGAUAUAGAUUUUAUCAUCACAGGCAUUGAUAGCCUCCAAUGUAGGUAUUGCAACGCGCUAGUAAUUAACAGCAACGAGAACGACUGUGUCGUCAAUCAUCUUCAAAGUGUUGUGCAUACAUUUAAGAAACAGGAAUAUCUCUGGAGAAGUAGCUGUAGUAGCGUGCAAGAUCUUCCAGUUCAAUGUGACAUGACACUUAGGCCUUUGGACAGUUUGUUAACCUAUGAUAAGACAUAUGAGAACCGAAUCCGUAAUUUGAGUAAAAAUUUGCCAAAGCCAAGUAAAGCAAGUGUUAUUGUUAAAGUUAAUACGCAACAAUCCUCUGCAUGCUGUAGUGGUAAAGAUACACAGGGCAGAGAAAAAAUACCAAAAUGUAUUACUGUUGAUCAAAAUGGCAUUUGUGUGUGCACAGUUUGUAGUAAACAUAUUCCAAACUCUACUAUGAAUAUAAAUCAACACAUUAACGGUAAAGCUCAUAAAAAUCAGCUGCAAAAGUUGCAGGAGACUGCAGGCAAAGAUGUAGAAGAUAGUCAGAGCUACUGGUGUAAAUAUUGUUGCAAAAAACUCCCAAAUAACGAAUACAAUAUAGAACAACAUAACACUGGUAAAAAACAUCAGAGCAAUAUUAAAACACUCUCAGUAUCUAAAGAAAACACAGGGCAUAAAGAGAAAAACCAAGUAGAAGAUCCCAUGGCAAUAUUGCAUCAACUGUGCUCGCAGCUCGAACAGUUUAUACUCCGUUGUUAA